AUGACCUUUUUACCUAGCAACGACCGCAAGUACGUGCGUGACCUUUCGACGAAAUGCAGUCCAUUUCACCAGCUGCUGAAAGCGGGAGUGCAGUGGUCAUGGUCCAAAGAAUGCGAGUCACAGUUUCUGGCCAUCAAAGAAGAAAUAGUACGGGCAACGUUUUUGGUGCAUUAUGAUCCAGAAAUGCCUCUUGUCCUGGCAGCGGACGCCUCGCAGUACGGUGUGGGCGCCGUGCUGUGUCAUCGGUUCCCGGACGGCACGGAACGACCGAUUGCGCACGCAUCAAGGACACUCACCGCAGCUGAGAAGAACUACGGGCAAAUAGAGAAGGAGGCACUUGCCCUUGUUUUCGGCUGCCGCAAAUUUCACCAGUAUAUUGCUGGUCGCGAAUUCACGUUGUGCACGGACCACAAGCCGCUGCUGAGUGUCUUCGGAAGCAAUAAAGGAGUUCCGGUCGUGACAGCCAACCGACUCCAGCGAUGGGCACUACUUCUCAUGGGCUACUCCUUCUCAAUCGAGUACCGGCGCACCGAGGAUUUCGGCCAAGCCGACGGCCUGAGUCGCCUGCCACUCCAUUCGACCGAACUGGAUGGACUGAGCGGGCUGGGAAUGGACAAAGUGGUAAAUGCGGUACACGAAGACAACGUGUCACGCUUGCCUGUCAAAGCAGAAGCCAUUGCCAAAGCAACCGCCGAAGACCAGGAUCUGUCCACGGUCCACGGUUACAUCCUGCAUGGAUGGCCGGCCACGGUUGAUGAGCGGUUGCGUCCCUACAAACGACUAGAGAAUGAAUUGGUGCUGACCAACAACUGCAUUUGCUGGGGAUCGCGCACGGUAAUUCCGGUCAAGCAGCGUCGGCAGAUACUGGACUACCUGCAUGAAGCGCACAUGGGAGCCGGUAAGAUGAAAGGCGAGGCACGCGCCUAUUGCUGGUGGCCACAGAUGGAUAAAGACAUCGAGCACAUGUCUCGUGAGUGCCGGAUCUGCUCGGAACGCGCUAAGGAAACGGCCGAAGCACCGCUCUCGCAGUGGGAAGUGCCCGAAAGCCCAUGGAUGAGGUUGCACAUGGAUUUUGCCGGUCCAUACCACGGCACAAUGCUGCUGCUGGUGGUCGAUGCCAUGUCCAAAUGGCCGGAAGUGGCGCAAAUGAAACACGCUACAUCCGAUGGCGUGUUGGAAACUUUGCGCAACCUGUUCAGUCGGUACGGCGCUUGUACCGAAAUCGUUACGGACAACGGCACCCAGUUUACGUCACAGGAGUUCGCAAACUUCUGUGCGGAACACGGGAUAAAGCAUCUCAGGACACCACCGGGACACCCACAAUCGAAUGGACAGGCGGAGCGGUAUGUCCAGACCAUCAAGGACGGAGUUGCGAAACUCAUGGCUGACCGGAAGAACCUGUCCGAAGCACUGCGGCAGUUCCUCUAG
Messenger RNA from Paramacrobiotus metropolitanus, 1428 nucleotides. RefSeq lists its product as uncharacterized. Gene Ontology annotation, biological process: DNA integration. The record is from RefSeq and is a predicted model, not a curated record. Bases 1 to 1428 code for a protein of 475 amino acids. The transcript has a single exon. NCBI's taxonomy places the organism in Eukaryota, Metazoa, Tardigrada, Eutardigrada, Parachela, Macrobiotidae. Gene Ontology annotation, molecular function: nucleic acid binding.